UUCUGCUUCUCACCGGCACAUGUCCUUUAGCUUUGGGAUUGAUUUGGCCCUGCUGCCGCCGCUGGUGCAGCUACUAGAUCCAGUUGCCCCAUCAGCUGGGGACUUCCGCCAGCAGGCAGCCUUCCGCCAUGGCCUGCGAGUUGUCGGGCUCCUGGUGGACUCGGUGCGGGGUGUGCUGCAAUUCCGUCAAGCGCAAGCACACGCUCGCCGGGUAGCACAGCAGCUGGCCACCCACAUUCAGCCUCCUGCCGUGUGUGAUCAGGCCACCGACGGCAAUGUCCCCUUGACGGAUGCCUGGUGGUCCUUCCACCUGUUCAUGUCUUCGACUCCGGUGACCGGCGAUCGAGUUGGUGCUUUUGACAAAAAUGGCGGUGUCCUCCUCUCGCCAGAGCAAAGUCUGGCGUCCAUGCUGCAGACGGCGCGCUCGGCCGCGCCACGGAGUGGCUCAGAUCCCUCCUCUGGGAGUGCCGGCGGGGCCCCGGUUGACGCGGCGAGUUUCUUGGCCACCUUCGACCCUGCGCUUGUUGCUCCACCGCGCGGCCAUUUCCCGGUCCAGUCGCCAGAGGAGGGCCUUGGUCGUCUGGCCGAGUGUCUGGUUAGCGCAUUGGAGUUCCUCCUUGCCUCGUGCUGCGCCCGGCCCGGUCUCCCGUCAGACUCCGGUCCCGCGGUUGAGUACUUCCCCCCGCCGAUGGAUCACCUCGUCGGUGGAGCCAUGCGAGGGCUCCUGGACUGUUGGUCCUGGGAUCGCGCCCCGAGCGCCUUGGGACCACUGGGCUCUUCAACGGCCCGACAGCCUGGAGCCCGAGUCCGUGCACCUUCUUUGAGCAGUCCAGCCCCCACCCGCGCGAGGCCCAGCAGCGAUGAGGGGGUGGAAUUGGCCACCGAUCUUCCCGAACGCCUGGCAUUCGAUGGUGCUCGGCUGGCUGGCGAGGCCCGUGGCUGGCAGGACACCGGCUUCGCGGCUGGCACCGCCGCGGCCUUGGACACACACCACCGGUUUGUGACGGGGCCCCUGGCCGCGGUGGCCACUGCUUCCGGGCUCGAAUGCGGCCAGGAGGCGCUCUUUUCGAAUUUCACCCCGGAGAUGGCUGAGCGCGGUGCCAUUUACCUCUUGACCUGCCUGCCGCGCACGCUCCAGGAUCUGCACCUCUUUUGCCGAGGCAUGCCCAUCGACUCCGAGGCCGAGGGGGACGAUGCAUCUAGAAUGCCUUCGCGCCUCUACCGGCGCAUGUAUCGGGCUUUCCACGAGCCAUUUGUGGCAGCCACGCGGGCCCACACAUCCGGGAGCACCAGCGCUGCCGGCAGCCGCGGCACUGGAGGUGAUGUCGGCAGUGCACGAGGUGAUUGCCAUGCUGCAGGCAACAUGGCACACCUGGUGGCAUCCCCCGGGUCAGCCUGGCCGGGUCCCGGGUCUCCAGGAUUGGGCAGCUGGUCCAGCCUGCUGCAGUGGGAGAUGAAUGCUCAGCCUGUGGCGGAUCCGCUGGCCCCGCUGGCUGAGAGAUUGAAUGCGCUGGCCCGUGAAGCGCAGGCACUGGCUGCGGCCCCGGGAGCACGUCUCGGUGCCGACAUUUCCAACAUGACUAGCCAUGCUGGCAAGGAUGACCAGCCGGCGGCCGGAGCGCCGGGGCUUUGGCCGACCCUGGCCAGUCAGCACCUGGCCUUGCAUUUUGUGGAUCUUUCAGCCUGGUGUGCGGCGCUUCCGGGAGCCGGGCCCGCUGCCCUGCCCGGUUGGAUUUCCAGUGUGGAUGGAUCGGCCCUGAGCGGCAUGGCUCGAGCCUUUCUGCAUGGCUGCCCAUCUGCCGGAGGUGCAGUUGGCUUGCAUCCUGCCGAGUCUCUCGACUUGGCCGGGCGUCGCGCCGUGCGCCGGCUGUUGGGUAGCUUCACUCUCGGCAGCUCGGGCAGUCGCGGGGUCAGCGGGCGAUCGACCCCCGGCAGCCGGCUCAUCCUUUCCGAGAGCCUGCUCGAGGGGGCAGAGGACCCGCUGCUCGAUCGGUUUUUGAAUGACUGGCUCCGGCGGCGAGGUCUUGCCAUGGAGGAUGAGCUCGAGCCUCCGCGAUUGGCUUUGGCGGCUCUCCCGCGGUUAUUUCAGCUUGCCGCCGCGCAUCAAGAUAUCCAGGUCCUCCCGAGCGGGCUCCCAUUGGGCUCAAGCACCAAGGCCAGCACCACGGCCGAGGCCGACAUGUCCUGGCAUGUUGGCACGGCGCCGGCCCGCGGCACAAGCGGUCCAUGGCUCCGGCGGAUUUCAGCGAGGCUGGUCCUCGGGCCGGGGGUGCUCGAGGCCGCCGGGAUGCCGACCAAUCACAGCCGGUGGGCGCUGCUUCCGGCGUCCCCCCUUUGUGGAGCCUUUUUGGGCGGGACUGUGGCUGGCGGGCGCCUUGCCCGAGCAUUGGCCGGGACCGAUGCACCAAGGGCCCGAGAUAAGGACGGGCUGGCUUUGACACUUGUUGGGUUUUUGGAUGUCCUAUCGGGCCGAGCACGCCUUUUGAGCAUACUGUGCCCGCUGGUGCGCCUCUUCGCAUUGGACUCCCUGUCCGAGCUUCAGGUCAUCGAUGCCGUGUCCAAGCCGGAGGGGGCCCAUUCGCCAGGCACCGGGUUGGGCUUUUCGCCGGCCGACUUGGUUCUUGUGUCUGGAUUCCUUGCAAGCACCAGCCGACUGGCGGUCAUUCGGCUUGACCUUGCCACGGUGAACCUGGGGCAGCUGUCUCUCCUUCCCUCUGAGGCAGACUUCGCCGGUGGUUGUCGCCACUGUGGCGCUCCGUUGCCCCUGGCGCCGGGAAACCCGCCGGCCCCUCAAUCACUGCUGUUUGUUCUAGCCCCCUGGCUUGGGGCGGUCAGCCUCCUGCAGCGUGUCCAACUGGAAGCCCUUUGCGAUGGGUGUUCUGCCGCGCUGCUAGCGGGCUUAUGUGGUCCCAGUGCGGCCUACGGCCAGCAUGUGGCCAGGGCCCUGGAGAAGUCGAUCCACCCGGCUCCGGGCUUCGGACAUAUCGUGCCCACUGGCGGGUGCGCGGUGGUGGAGCAAGCAGCCCCGGCCGCCAGCGGGCGCUUCCUUCGCCGGUGGUCGGCCCUGCUUCAAGGCCCUCCCAUGCCGGACCCGGUCGGCUCCGGGCGUGCAGCUGGGUCUCUACUCUCGCAGCUCGUCGAACCGCAGGCCGUCCUAUCCGCAGCGACCGGACGCUGUGGCACCAUGGCCGAUUAUGUGCAGGAUCUUGACUGGGCAUACCGGUGUCACACGUAUGAGCGCCUGACUCGCGGCAGUGCUACUGACGGUGUCACAUCUUCGGCUUCUUCCGCCAUUAUGAAUGAAGUAGCCGCAGCUUCCUCCGCGACUGGGGAUGCCACUGCGGCGGCCACUUCCACGGCUGCCGGGUCGCUGGAGAUUGCAGGCCCGGAGGGCCCUGGGACGGCAUGCAGCGAUCUCGCCACCGAGGGGGCGCCCCAUCUUUUUGGGGAUUCACUCGAGCUCAUUAUUGAUCCUCGACUGCCGCCGGAGCUGGACCACCUGGCCGGUGAUCCGACCCUGCGCCAGUUGCAGAUGGCCUACAUCGGGCGCCUGUCAGGAGUCGUGGCGGAGACGUCGCUGCAAGCUUGUGUCAAGCUGUUGGAGUCCAUCUCGCGCACCUCCUUCGAUGUGAACGGCAUCCUGCUGAUGAGUGAGCCAGCCAGACAGCCAGCCUCCUUCCGGGAAAUGCGCCAUCGAGUGGCCGAGCGCCCGUCUCGUGGGGCUGGCGACGCGGCGCCCCUCCCAGCAUCUUCCCUGCAAAUGGCCCUCGCAGUUCGGUCCAUGGUAAGACUGGUGUUGAUGCAAGCCACCGGGGUGGGGUCCACAGUGUCGGCGGUGAGUCUGUCCAACUGGCCGGAUUCCAGCCCGGGGCAGGACCACCAUGGCAUGCCACCGGAGGCGCUGGCCGCGGCCACCGUCGAGCGGAACCUGAAACGCACGUCGCGCGCCCGACGCCGGGUAUGCCAGGCUCCCUCGGUGGCCGAGGCAGUGGAGGCCAAAUACCAGCUGGCUGGCCGUCGAGCGGCCGGCUUUCUGCCGGCUCCGGCCCUGCGGCAAGUUGACCUGCCCCUGGGGCAUUUGGUCGCUCCGGCCCUCAGCGCCGAGGCCACCUGGACUGAUGCAUCGCUGUGUGGCCGCGGCCUGGCCGAGGGCGGGCCAGUGUACCGACUCGCGCUGGGACCAGCCGACCCUCCCGUGGACUUCUCUGCAAGCCAAGUUGUAGCCUUGCAGAAGGAGCGCGAACUUCAGAUCCAAGUUCUUCUUCACAUUCUGGCCAUUUCCAUCGCUCUGACAAUCGACCCCGAUUUGGUGCUCGAGCUGCCUGGCGGCCCGGGAGCUCUGGAGGCGGCGACCACGGCCGCUGCGUCCUUGGCCGAAGGCCUCGGUGGCGGCAUCGGUCGAGAGUUUGCUUCCUCAUCGCCUCCGUCGGAUUUCGGCCCACUCGAUCCAUUCUCAAUGGCGGACUCGCCUCCUGUCGGGGGGGCGUUUUCCUUGCCAUCCGGGGCAUUUGGCAAUGGCAGUCAUGCUGGCGGUGGGCCUUUGGAAGUCUGCGGCAUCGGAAGCGGCAGCCUCAGCGCCGCCUCCUCAUCGCCACCCUCUUCGUUUUUGGUGGAUCCCGCAGAGCUGGCCGCCCAGGCGGCCAUCCGAGCGGCCAAGCGCCCCUCUCGUCGACGGACACACGGCCAUCCUCUCCCUGGAAGCAACGCUCCCCGGGUGUCCGCUCUGCAGCUCGAGGUGGCUGAAGACUUCCAGCAUCUCUUGCAGCUUCUUGACGCACUGAGUUCCUAUGGCCAUGAGACCUUUGUCCCGUCGGGGGAAAAUUCCUCACGCCCGGUUUCUGGCGGCCUUCCGGGCCCUGGCGCCGCGGCGGGCCCCUCAACGCCUCCUCCACCAGAUGUGGCUGCCGCCGCGGCUGCCGCCACCGCCGCGCUGGCCUCGCUGCCUAAUGGCUUCGCCGGGGGUCUUGCCGGCUUCCUGGACGAUGUUCUUCUGCCCCUGCUGGCCCUGUGCCAAGACACGGGGCUCGAUCUUGUUGGGCUUCCCCGGUGGCUGUGCGAUUUGGCCACCACUCUGGGUCCCAGGAUGGGGUCCCCGUCCGGCACAUUGGCGACCGCCAUGGGGCUGGGGUCUUUGGCGUCGGCGUCCGCCUCGGCCUCCUCGGGGUCCCUCUUGCUGGUGGGAUCAGGCUCCUCGACCAUGCUCAUGGGAUCGGCCUCGUCAAGCCUGUCCAUUGCGCCGUCAUUGUCGUCGUCGUCGACGACGACGACGACGACGGUGACGACGAUGGCGACGGCGGCGAGUUUGCAAGCUGCACCCGCCGCAUCCGAUGGCGGGCUGGUCAGCGAAUGGGCAUCGGUCCUGCGUGGGACAUUGUCUUGCCUGGAUCGCGAGGCUUUGCGCCGUCUUUUUGCCGAGCUCUUCCGGUAUGUUGGUGCACAUAGUCGUCGCUGGCCGGAGUUGGCCACGGUGGCUAGCGAUGAAGAGAGCGACAGUGAGAGUCUCACUCUCAUGGACCCACUUGGGGAAGCCCCCUCGACGCCGGUCGGCGCCAUGGUAGGCCAUUUGUCGGGGCCGCAGUUUGCGGGCCCCGAAGCUGCGAGUGGGAUCCGCCACCCCGGCGGCGACAGUCACACGGCGGGGACCCCAAGUGGCCUGGUUCCCGGGCUGGUUCCCGGGCAUUCCCCCUUCCACAGCCCGUCAAUGUCCCUGACGCGCAGCGUGCUGAUGCGCAAGCGCCGAGCCGAGACGCCGUUGUCGCGUCAGGCCGUGCGCGGGCGUCCUGCUGCCCUGGCGGACUCCGUAACCCCGGUGCCUCGAGCCGCCGGUGUCGGGCUGGGGAUCGACAGGUCACCCUCGCUGCGUGGUGGCUUGCCAGGCCCCACGCCCCGGAAACGAGCCGCCCUACGCACUUCCUCCCUCUGUAACUUGGCUCUGGCGGCCAGUCCCUCGGCUGAGAUGCUCGUGGCCGAGAGCGAGGCCGAAGGGAUGACCCCGCCUGUGGGACCAGGCGCCCGGGGGCUCCUUUUCUCCGGCGCAGCGAGCCACCAACUGCGCUCGGUUCAUGGUGCUGCCGGCGGCAGUGGGCAUGGUGAGGGUGUCCUGCCUGGCGACCUCCUGGAAGGAUACGACCACCAAUCAGCCUUGCUUGUUGGGGAGAGCUCCCCACCCGGUCUGCCGGACGCCCUGACUGUCCCGGCAUCCCCCGGGACAAGUCCACCGGGAGCAAGUCGCCACACUCGACAUGCCUCGGCCGAGGCUCCGGUCGCCUUCACAUCGUCGCAGUUGUUGCCCUCCUGGGGACAACGCCCGGAUGGGCCUCCAAUGGGAAGUCAUUCCUCCUCGACUGGGCCCUCGACCUAUCCUCAAACGGGGCCAGGGCAUCACCUGCACCUGGGCCCAUCGGCUUUGGGCGAGGAAAGUGAGGAAGGAUCUCUUGCCCGGAUUUCAUCUUCCCCCUCUGCCUCGCUGUGUGUUUCGCUGCACUCAAGUUCCAGUGUCCACUCCUUGGCCUCGGGGCCCUCCUCGGCAAUUUGCUCUUCCUCCUCCUCGACGACCCAGCUUCACGAGAUCCAGAAUGCCUUCAUCAUGGGCGCUGAAUUUGCCAGUUUUGUUGUGCCAGAAACCCCAUAGAGGCCCAGUGUUGUGCAUUUUGCAGCAGAAAUAUAGAUCCAUUGCCA
Molecule: messenger RNA, 6678 nt
Organism: Fonticula alba
Lineage: Eukaryota; Rotosphaerida; Fonticulaceae
Exons: 7
Coding region: 20-6631 (2203 amino acids)
Source: RefSeq, a predicted model, not a curated record